Messenger RNA from Mucor mucedo, 1008 nucleotides. RefSeq names its product UNC-like C-terminal-domain-containing protein. Bases 1 to 1008 code for a protein of 335 amino acids. Gene Ontology annotation, biological process: nuclear envelope organization. Gene Ontology annotation, molecular function: protein-membrane adaptor activity. Lineage: Eukaryota; Fungi; Mucoromycota; Mucoromycetes; Mucorales; Mucoraceae. The record is from RefSeq and is a predicted model, not a curated record. The transcript is spliced from 2 exons. Gene Ontology annotation, cellular component: nuclear envelope; meiotic nuclear membrane microtubule tethering complex.
AUGGAUAGAAACAUUAUUCCCAAAUACCGGGUUUUUGAAAAACUAGCAAAGCUUACGAUAAUCGACAUAAGUCACGAUUCCGGGUCGGUUAGAGCUUUAAGGGCAUUAGAAAUUAUAGCUACGAAAGUUUUGAUGACUCCACUUUUGUAUAUCUUGUUUUCAGUAACAGAUAUUAUCAAUAAAUCCAUGCCUAUUAGAAAACGAAGAAAUGGCCUAAUGCGCUUAAACACAAGAUUCAUCAUGUUCAUCGUGAUAUUGUAUUUGAUACUGAAUAUGAGCCAGAAUUAUUUACCGCGAAUAAUAAAGUCUAUCGUACCAGUCUCAGCUACAGAUUUUCAAAACUCACAAAAGAGUAAUACAAAACCUCGAAAUUCCAAUCCGUAUAUGUUUGAUCAAGAUAGAGAAGAAGAGUUAAAUGAGAUUAUACAACACGCGAUAGCAAUAUACCAUCAAGAUGUGAUUAACAAGGCUGAUUUUGCUCUAAAAUUAAAUGGAGGUCAAAUCAUAUAUUCUCUAACCAGCCAAAGUUUUCAGCAUAUACCUAGAUGGCUUCACUUUCUUCACUGGUACACAUACACACAGGUCACAUUGAACUCACCAGAAAUGGCAAUAUCACCUCAUAUAUAUGUUGGCGAAUGUUGGUCAAUGUUUGGAAGUACGGGCACUUUGGGUAUACAGCUUGGAAAGCCGAUAUUAAUCCAAAGCCUCACUGUGGAUUAUCCAUCAUGUGAAGUCAUGCAUAACAAAAUGGACAUUGCGCCAAGACAUAUUGAAUUAUUCGGAAUUCCGAAUGCAGCAGUACCCAAAAAUGAUCAUGUUUCGUUAGGAUUUGUUGAAUACAAAAUUGAUUGUGGGUCUCCUAUCCAAACAUUCGAUAUAGUUCAGAACCCAGCAACAAUCGAUCUUUAUAGCGCUGUCAUGAUUAAGAUUCACUCAAAUUGGGGGAACAAAAACAACACCGAUAUUUAUCGUAUACGUAUUCAUGGCCUGCCUAUGGAAGAACAAUAA